AUGACCGCCCCAACCCCCACCCCCGCCCCAGCAACGCGCAGCCGCCUCCUCGCCGAGAAGCGCGUAGUGCUCAUCUGCUUCCUAAUCGCCCUAGGCCAGUUCCAGUACGGGUACGACUCCGCCGCCAUCGCCGGCUUCCAGAGCAUGCCCGGCUUCCUCGAGGUAUACGGCUACGUUGAUCCGGCCAACCCGAUCGGAUUCAACAUCAGCACCGACGUGCAGCGGCUGAUCCAGUCGCUCAUGAACGUGGGCGGAUUCCUGGCCGCCGUCGCCAUCUACUUCGCCCAUACCCGCGUGUCGCGCCGGGUCGGGUUGUGGGUGGGCUGUGGGUUCGCGUUUCUGUCGAUUUCGUUGCAGCUGGGGCUGCAUAGCCUGGGGGGGCUGUAUGCGGGGAGACUGUUGUUGGGGGUGUCGAAUGGGUUCUUGGUGCCGUACUGUGUGACGUAUAUGACCGAGGCGGCGCCGUCGCUGCUGCGCGGGCCGAUUGUGGGGAUGAGCACCUUUCAGACGUCGCUCGGGGCGUUGUUUGGGAUUCUGGUGGAUAAUUAUUGUCAGCCGUACGGGGGUACUGCGUCGUGGAAGAUCCCGCUGGGGGUCAUGUACAUUGUGCCGGCGUUCUUGACGGUGUUGUUGUUGUUUUUGCCGGAUACGCCGCGGUUUUAUGUCACGCAGGGCCGGGAGGACAAGGCGAUGCGGGCUAUUCGACGGCUGCGCGGGAUUCAGGACGAGGCGAUGCUCCGGGCUGAGGUGGAGGACAUCAAGAGUGCGUUUCUGAUGGAGCAGGAGAUACACGCCGGCGUGCAUCUGGGCGAUAUGUUCAGGGGCUCGGACCUUCGGCGGACGAUGCUUAGCUAUGGGGCGAACAUCGCCGGGAUCGCCACCGGCGUCACUUUCAUGGCCGGGUUCUCGGUGUACCUGUUUGUGCAGGCCAGAGUCGGCUCGCCCUUUGCCUGGGUUAUGAUAUCCUUGGCGAUCGCGUUGACGGGCAACAUGUUGGCGUUCCCGGCGAUGCGUUACUUUGGGCGCCGCGAGCUCCUCGUCGUCACCUCCAUCAUCUCGUCGGCCAUGAUGUUCGGCAUGGCCAUCGUCUACACCGCCUCGGGUGGGCACUCAUCUGCCGCGAGCAAAGCCCUCGUUGCCCUGAGUAUCGUGUAUACUUGGGUGUAUGGUGUCGGCCAGGGACCGGUUUUGUGGGCGCUUGGGACGGAGAUUCCCUCGCAACGACUGCGCUCGCAGACUGUAGGUACCGCAUCGGGGUUGAAUUUCAUUGUCGGUUGGUUAGUGUCCUUCUUUACACCGUACUUCAUCAACCCGGACCAACUGGGCUGGGGGCCAAAGUACGGGUACAUUUGGGGCGGGAGCAACUUGAUCCUGGCUGUGUGGGCGUUUCUCUUCGUUCCCGAGACGAAGGGUAGGAGUCUGGAGCAACUCGACGAGCUAUUUGAAAAGAGGGUGGCGGCGCGGAAGUUUUCAUCUUUCAUGCCGGAGCGGCAGCUGGUCGAUGACCACGUUGGCGAUGCGAUUCACAAGAGGAACCGGGGCGUCGAAGAUCAGGCCAUUGUUGUUGAGACGGAAGAUUUGGAGAAAAGGUGA
This is a messenger RNA of Chaetomium fimeti, 1593 nucleotides long. Its product is annotated as general substrate transporter. Gene Ontology annotation, cellular component: membrane. Gene Ontology annotation, biological process: carbohydrate transport; transmembrane transport. Bases 1 to 1593 code for a protein of 530 amino acids. The record is from RefSeq and is a predicted model, not a curated record. NCBI's taxonomy places the organism in Eukaryota, Fungi, Ascomycota, Sordariomycetes, Sordariales, Chaetomiaceae. Gene Ontology annotation, molecular function: carbohydrate:proton symporter activity. The transcript has a single exon.